Messenger RNA from Solanum lycopersicum (tomato), 1992 nucleotides. The record is from RefSeq and is a predicted model, not a curated record. Lineage: Eukaryota; Viridiplantae; Streptophyta; Magnoliopsida; Solanales; Solanaceae.
AUGUCUCAUACAGGCAACUAUGAAUCUGUUAUGUACAGCAGAACAAGUGAUAAUCAAAAGUUUACAAGAAAUUCUCAUCUAUAUUGUGAGGUUUGCAAAAUAAGAGGACACAAUAAGGAUAAUUGUUGGAAAAUAGUGGGAUAUCCCCCUGAAUUCAAGUUUAAAAAGAAGAAAUUCUCUGAAGGUGAGAGUGCAGCUUACAAUGUGAGUGCAAAAGAGAACACACAAAAUGAGGUACUUCAGGCUAGAAAUGAGCAAUCUGAGAUCAAGUAUGGUUCUGAUACGAAUGUGUUUAGUCAUGGAAAAGGUUCAAGUAGCAUGGAUCAAAUUCAGUUCAAACAAAGUCAAGUUGAGGCUAAUCACUUUACACAAGAACAAUACAAUCAUAUAGUACAGAUGCUAGCACAACACAGUCCUCAAAUCAACCAGAAUUCUAUGUCUAACACAGCUGCAAACACAGCAGGUAUGACUAACUCAAUGGCUAUGAAUGUGUCUCACAAACCUAAUUGGAUUGUGGACACAGGAGACACAAAUCAUAUGGCUUCAAGCUUAGAGUUACUAAACAAGUUAUCAGUUAAUAAGUUAGGCUAUAAUAGAACUGUUGAAUUGCCUAAUGGAGAUGAAACAAAAGUUACUCAUACUAGUUUAAGUAGUAUAUCUGAUGGUAGUACUACAUCUAAUGAUCUCUUCACUGGGAAGGUGAAGGAGAUUGGUAGAGAGCAGAAUGGGCUAUAUUGGCUACUAAAUAAAGAUGCAAGAAGAUCUAUCAGUCUAGCUGCUCAAGAUGUUAAGAAUGUGUCAACAGACAAGAUAAAUCUAUGGCACAAAAGAUUAGGACAUACAUCUACUUCAGUGUUACAUAAACUGGAUGUCAUAUUCAAUGAAACAACAUUUCCAUUUGGUAAAGGAAAACAGUUAGAACCUGUGUUUAAAGACACUCAUUCAACUUUAGAUCAUGCAUAUCAAUGGUCCAGUAUUCCUGUUACUACAUCUACUCAUCAAGUUCAACAACACAUACAAUAUGAAGGUAGGAAAUCAUGCCAACAGAAUGAGGAAGAGGAGUUAAGGACUGUGAUAAAUGAGGAUACAACACAGAUUCCUUUGCAACCAUCUCGAAAGUCUAGAAGAAGUAGUAAACCACCUAUUUGGUUAAAAGACUUUGUAUCUCUCAAUAUUCAAAAGGAAUCAGACUAUGGCAUUCAAAACUAUAUAAGUUAUGAGAAUAUUUCUGACAAAUAUAGUGCAUACAUAGUUGCAGCCUCAAAUCAUACUGAACCAAAGUCUUACACAGAAUCUGUUAAAGAUUCAAGAUGGAUAGAAGCUAUGAAGUCAGAAAUUGAAGCAUUACAAAGCAACCAUACUUGGGACUUAGUAACUCUUCCUGAAGGAAAAACUCCAAUAGGCUGCAAGUGGAUAUUCAAAGUCAAAUAUAAAUCCACAGGAGAGGUAGAAAGGUAUAAAGCCAGACUAGUGGCUAAAGGAUUCAACCAGCAAGAAGGUAUUGACUACCAAGAGACAUUCUCUCCUGUAGUAAAGAUGAAGACUGUUAGAACAGUAUUGGCACUAGCUGCAAAAAGGGGAUGGUGUGUACACAAAAUGGAUGUGUUUAAUGCAUUUUUACAAGGAGAUUUGUUUGAUGAAAUAUAUAUGGAAUGCCUCAAGGUUUCACAAAGUGAGUAUGAUCAGUCUAUGUUCAUCAAGAAAGAUGAAUCUGGAAUAGUGAUUAUCCUUGUGUAUGUGGAUGAUCUAUUAGUCACAGGAGAUAGUCUAAUAAUUGUGAAAGAAACAAAAGAGAAGUUAAAACAGGUGUUUAAAAUGAAGAAUCUUGGAGAACUAAGAUACUUCUUAGGCAUUGAGUUUGCCAGGUCUAAUCAAGGUAUACUUAUGCACCAAAGAAAGUACACUUUGGAGCUUAUAUCAGAGACAGGACUCAGCAGUUCUAAACCAGCUGCAACACCAAUGGAUACAAAUGUUAAGUUAACAACUAAGUAG